AUGUCUACCAGAGCAGAAGCUGAGGCAAUGGGACAUAUUUCCAGUGAUGGCAAUUUCAAUAUGGCUCAAGCGCAAACCUCCAGGAAAGGCUUUUGUUCAGUCCGACACGGGCUGGCCCUCAUCGUGCAUCUCUACAAUUUUUUGAUUUUCACCCAACAAAUGAACCUGAGCAUAGCCAUCCCAGCUAUGGUGAACAACACAGCCCUGGCUGGCCCAUCCAACACCUCCACAGAGAGGCCUCCCACCGCCCCCCAGGACAGCUGGAGUGAAACUCUAAAAGAAUUUAAGCCAAUGGCCCCUACGUAUGACUGGAGUCCUGACAUGCAGGGGAUCAUUCUCAGCUCUCUCAACUAUGGCUUCUUCUUGGCUCUAAUCCCUAUUGGCUACAUGUCUGGAAUAUAUGGAGCGAAGUACUUGGUUGGUGUUGGUCUGUUUCUUUCCUCGGUCUUGACCUUCUUCAUCCCACUGGCAGCUGAUGCUGGAGUGGCCUUCCUCAUUGUCGUUCGGAUAGUUCAAGGCAUAACCCAGGGUAUGGUAUUAACAAGUCAGUAUACAAUUUGGGUCAAGUGGGCUCCCCCACUGGAAAAGAGUCAGCUCAUCAACAUUGCCAUAUCAGGGCAACUGCUGGGAUCCUUCAUCAUUUUCCUCAUCGGUGGUUUCCUGUGCCAGACCAUAGGGUGGCCUUAUAUCUUCUAUAUCUUUGGUGGAAUUGGCUGUGCCUGUUCUUUUCUCUGGUUUCCUCUUUUUUAUGACGACCCCAUAAAUCAUCCGUUUAUCAGCACUGGUGAGAAGGAAUACAUCAUGCGUUCACUGGCUCAGCAGGACUCUUCACCAGCCUGGUCUCUGCCCAUUAAGGCUAUGGUCAGAUCCCUACCACUUUGGGCCAUCUUAAUCUUUCAUUUCACUGAAUUCUGGAGUUUUUAUAUUCUUAUGGACUACACACCAACAUACUUCAGCACCAUACUUCAAGCUAACCUCAGAGACAGUGGGAUCCUCACAUCCUUGCUGUUGGUGGCUGCCUUUAUCUGCACUAUCUUCGGAGGUCUAUUGGCAGAUUUCCUUCUCUCCAGAAAACUCCUCCGACUCAUGAGCAUCAGGAAACUGUUCACCGCCAUAGGGGUUCUCGUCCCAUCUGCAGCCCUUGUGUCCCUGCACUGGACCAGAUCCAGCCUGAGCGCCACCAUAGCCUUGUUGGCACUGUCUUUCACCACCACCACUUUCUGCCAAGUAGGCGCUUUUGUUAACUUCUUGGACAUCGCUCCUCGGUACACUGGCUUUCUCAAGGGACUAUCACAAGUCUUUGCUCACGCAGCAGGAGCCAUUUCUUCCACUCUUGCUGGAUUUAUAAUGAAUCAGGAUUCCGAGUUUGGCUGGAGAAAUGUCUUCUUGAUUUCAGCUUCUGUGAACGUAUCAGGCCUGGUCUUCUACCUGAUCUUCGGGCAAGCAGAGGUCCAGGACUGGGCCACAGAGCAGACACUCACUCAUUUCUGAGCAAACCGG
Molecule: messenger RNA, 1500 nt
Organism: Prionailurus viverrinus (fishing cat)
Lineage: Eukaryota; Metazoa; Chordata; Mammalia; Carnivora; Felidae
Gene: SLC17A4
Product: solute carrier family 17 member 4
Exons: 11
Coding region: 1-1491 (496 amino acids)
Biological process (GO): monoatomic anion transport; transmembrane transport
Molecular function (GO): transmembrane transporter activity
Source: RefSeq, a predicted model, not a curated record